AUGUUAGCUGAACAAAGCAAUACAAAUGAAUUAAAAGUUGUUGGACAACUUGUCUAUUCAUUACAGUUAGAAGAUUUUGGUGCACAUACUGUAGAUAGUAAUGCAGCUGUAUUGGAUAUGACAAAGGGAUUAGUUCAUCAAAUAAAUGAUGAAAUCAAGUCUGAACCUUCAGAUAUACGAUCAACCCGUGAAUAUCAAGUGGCUAUUGAGCUAGAACUGUGGCGUGCAGCAGAAGAAGCCAAAUUCAUUGCUCAAUUAAAGAAACGAGAACAGACACUGAUGGCUACACUUGCUGAAGAAUGGCAUAAAAGAGAUAGUCAACGCGAAAUUAUAUGUCGUAAAAAGCUUUCUGAAUAUCAAGCUCUGGAGGAAAAAUUGCGCAAUACACUCAUUGAACUUGCUACUAGAGAGCGUCAGCUAACCGCAGGUGAGGCAGAAUUGGUACGCCUGAAACAAGAAAAUGCAAGGGAAUUGGAAGUUAGACGCAAAGAAUUGAAUCAACAGUCUCAAGUUCAGAUUCGCGAUUUAGAAAGUCAGAUGAAAUUGGAGAAAAAAAACUCUGAACAUUGGAAGUCACAAAUAGUUGAAUGGCGAAGUAAGUAUGCUUCUCUGGAGGAAGAGAAUAACAGUUUAAGAAAUGAAAUAAACUGCAGAUUGAAAAAGUCGGUAGAUAACAAAGCGUCCAACGAAACACCUUCGAUAAACAAUGAAGUAGCCCGACUGACUGCAGAAUUAGCAGUUGCUCGGGCUACACUAUCCGAAACAGAAUGCCGUUUAGUUGAAGUAGAACGUGGUCGAGCAAGAUACCGUCAGUUAUGGACGAAAUCUCUGCAUGAACUAGCCAAGGUAAAACAAGAAGCAGAUGAAGCUACUCGAAUUUCACUGGCACAAAAAGAAGCAGAACUUGAACAACUAAAGUCUUACUAUUUAAAUGUUGAUGAAAAACAACCAACUAGCCAAGAUUUAAAAGAAGCGACAGACUUGGAACGAUCCAAAAUGAAUGAAGAAAUGACUACUGAAAUAAACGUUUCUGAUGUAAAGUCUGUGGUGGAUGAGAAAAUCGAAGCACAAAUUACUCGGCUGAUUGAAGAACGUGACGGUCUACUAAAUACUGGUGUUUACGAAAAUAGUGAUUCUUAA
Messenger RNA from Schistosoma curassoni, 1140 nucleotides. Lineage: Eukaryota; Metazoa; Platyhelminthes; Trematoda; Strigeidida; Schistosomatidae. The record is from the annotation of a GenBank genome assembly.